Molecule: messenger RNA, 1716 nt
Organism: Trichobilharzia szidati
Lineage: Eukaryota; Metazoa; Platyhelminthes; Trematoda; Strigeidida; Schistosomatidae
Source: the annotation of a GenBank genome assembly
UGACGUGCUGGAUAAUUUUAGUCUUUCUAUGGAUUACGCUAGUUCAUGAAAACUCAUUGAAAUUGUUUCAAAAGUUGUCUCAAUUUUGAAAUGUUAAGGUCAUUCUCAAGGCCACCCACGUAGGUGCUCAUAAUGAUCCUUUAGGUUCUUGGCAGUUCGUUAUUGCUCUAGUCUUUUCAACAAUAAAAGUCCUGGAUAUUGGGGAUGAAGUCUAAGCUUUCAAAAUCAUGAUAAAUUUGUUGAGAAGAUUUUGAGUUGUUUGUACAUAUGGCCAAGCAUGGAUCAACAACAAAUGAUCGAUUCAUUGAAAAGUAAAAUAGACGAAAUUGAACUUUUGCUGUCAAUGUUUUCAGAAAAUGAGAUUAAACUAGGAGAUAAAGAAACCUAUCAAAAUAUCAAGUAUCAUGCAGAAUUGAAUGUUCUCCCUGAAAAAACAGAUAUAGAUUUUGUAAUUAAUCUUGAAAAUAAAGUAGAAUUAUCAGUUGUUCUACCUGAUGGAUAUCCAUCAUGGAAUUCAUGUUUUCCAGUUAAACCCUUAGUAACUCUACGUUUGUUAUCAUCAUCAUCAUCAUCAUCGUCAGAAUCUUCAAAUCAUGGAAUAAAUGUACGUGAAUUAUCUUCACGAUUCAACCAAUGGUUAGAUGAAACAGCCAACAGCGGUGAACCAGUAUUAGUAGCAUCUAUUGAUUGGCUUCAAAAUGAAUUUAUCAAUGGUACUUUUAUGCUAAAUGAAACUGUCGAUGCUAUACAAACCAACCAAAGUCUAUUGGAUAAUAAUAAUAAUGAUAAUAAUAAGCCAUGCAUAGCUUGUUUAUGGAUUAUUAGUCAUCAUAUUAGAAGUCCAAUUAAAAGACGUUUAAUUUUGGAAUGGUCCAAGGAAUUAGACUUAACUGGUUGUUGUAUGCCUGGUCGACCUGGUCUAAUAGUUGUUGAAGGUGAAGAAAGUAAGGCUGAUGAAUACUGGCGUAGAUUACGCAGUCUACAAUGGAAACAUAUACAACUUCGUGAGAAAGAAAUUCUCGGUACUGGAUUAUAUCAACAUCGUCGAUUUACAGAUGGAUUUCAUGAACUGGCACUAUCUCAACAGAGUUGGUUUCAAUGGUUAAAUCAGCAUAAGGUUACAUCAGAGGAAUACAAACGGAUUUUCGGCAUACCUGGACGAUUACCUACCUCAAAGUGAACGAACAAAACAGCACUGUCGUGAUCAUCACGAACAACAACAAUCGAAAUCGUAGUUGUUUUUUUCAACUAGACGAGCUGAGCUGUUCGUGUAUCUUUUUUUGUUGUUGUAGAUAUAUGUACAUACUUAAUGUCUGUUUGUCUGUUUUUGUCUUUCUUGAUAUAUGAAUACUUUUUAUUUCUGCUACAGUUUUUGGACCUUUGUCGUUCAGUGUUCGAAUGUUUGCUAAACGACACAAGUGGUCUGGGUGUUCAAUUCUCAGCCGACGCACUGCUAAACCUUGCCUAGUUAGUUUACUAGCCGAUUGUAAAGGGUAGCCUGAGGAAGGAGUAGAAGGUUGAUUGAAGAAGCCCCUUGGUGGAACACAAAAUCAAUUGAACUGAACACUCUUAUAACUUACGCGAUACUCAUUGGAGUGUAUUUUUGUGCCUCUGUCUUUCUUUCUCUAGUAUUUCUUUUUUGUAUAUCUAAGUGAAUUUUGUCUUAUUUAACAAAAGUGCUGACACAUUUUGUGAAAUUUGUACAAUAUUAACCGU